Molecule: messenger RNA, 1989 nt
Organism: Medicago truncatula (barrel medic)
Lineage: Eukaryota; Viridiplantae; Streptophyta; Magnoliopsida; Fabales; Fabaceae
Product: rust resistance kinase Lr10
Exons: 2
Coding region: 77-1804 (575 amino acids)
Biological process (GO): protein phosphorylation
Molecular function (GO): protein kinase activity; ATP binding
Source: RefSeq, a predicted model, not a curated record
AAACUUUUCUUUUCAGAGAGCUGGCUAUAUGCCAUAUAUGAAAUUAUACAAGUUUGAAUUGUGAUUUUCCUGCAACAUGUCACUCACAAUAUUAGCAUUGCUUCUGCUGCUAUCAAUGAACCUUGUAAAUGGUCAGAACAAUAAUAACUCGUCCGUUGAAUGCCCCUUUCGUUUAUCUUGUUCAAGCAACAAGCAACAAUACCUUGAGUUUCCCUCAAAACCUGUAUCAAAAAAAUUCCUUAUCAGAGACAUAGAUUGCAAAUUGAAACACUUAGUCCUAUCUGACCCACAAAACUGUCUUCCUAGUCUCUUUUUAACAAACAAUUUUUCAUUAUUUUAUCCUUUUCAAUCAGAUUUUUCCUACAACAACAUUACUUUCUUUAAUUGCUCUUCAGUUGGAGUACACCAUCUGAAAAGCUGGGACCAAAGAAACCCUGAUGUUCAAGACAUGCUGUCUUGUCCGAUUUAUGCUACCGAUUCUACUGAAAGUGUCGUCGAAUUGGACUUAUUAAGCUGCACAAGAAUGUUCAAUAAAGUUUUGCCAGUAACAGCAAGUUAUUAUAUAAGGUAUAAUGCGCUCAGCUUGAGUUGGUCAGAAACAGCUUUUCCUAGUCAAUGUUUAGAAUAUGAUCAGAUACACAACAAAUCAAAGAAGAACCUCACAUCCAUUAUUUUAGUAACAACAGGAGCAAUUGUUGGUUCAACUAUGCUGGUUGUUUUGAUUGGUGUUUUUAUUCGAGUUUAUGUCCAUUUUAGGACGAAAGGGGAAGAUCAAAUGAGACUUGAAAACUUUUUGAAGGAUUAUGAAGCGUCAAAGCCAACUAGAUUUUCUUAUGCAGAUAUCAAGAGAAUUACGGAUCAGUUCAAAGAAAAGCUAGGCGAAGGAGCUCAUGGAGCUGUCUAUAAAGGUAAAUUAUCGAAUCAAAUUAUGGUUGCUGUGAAGAUGCUUAGUAAUACAGAGGGAGAUGGGAGUGAGUUCAUAAAUGAGGUGGGAACUAUGGGAAAAAUCCAUCAUGUUAAUGUUGUUCGGUUGCUUGGCUUUUGUGCCGAUGGAUUUUAUCGUGCUCUGGUUUAUGACUUUUUCCCGAAUGGUUCGUUGCAAAACUUCAUUUCUUCACCCGACAACAAGGAUGUUUUCCUUGGUUGGGACUUAUUGCAACAAAUUGCUCUAGGCAUUGCCAAUGGGAUUGAGUAUCUUCACCAAGGUUGUGAUCAUAGAAUUCUUCACUUUGAUAUCAAUCCCCACAAUGUCUUGUUAGAUGACAAUUUCAUUCCAAAAAUAUCGGACUUCGGUUUAGCGAAGCUGUGCUCUAAAAAUCAUAGCACUGUAUCGAUGACUGCAGCCAGGGGAACAUUAGGUUACAUGGCACCUGAAGUUUUUUCUCGAAACUUUGGGAAUGUCUCUUAUAAGUCUGAUAUAUACAGCUACGGUAUGUUGUUGCUAGAGAUGGUUGGAGGAAGAAAGAAUACUAAAACAACUACUGGUGGCGAAGAAAAUUUCCAAGUUCUGUAUCCAGAUUGGAUCCAUGGUUUACUUGAAGGUGGAGACGUAUAUAUCCCAAUUGAUGAAGAGGGAGAUUGUAGAAUUGCAAAAAAACUAGCAAUUGUCGGACUUUGGUGCAUUCAGUGGCACUCCGUGCAUCGGCCGUCCAUGAAAACUGUGGUGCAGAUGCUUCAAGGAGAGGGAGACAAAUUAAAAGUUCCCACCAAUCCUUUCAAUGCUUCAGUAUCAACUAAUAGAACUGUAAAUACUGUUCCAGGAUGUCUGAAUGUAGAACUAGAUGUCAUUCAAGAAUUAGACUAGAUUAUAGAAUUAAUAUGGCAACUUGAAUGUUGUAAAGAUAUAAUGGCCAAUUCAGCAAUAUACUGUUAAAAUUGAAGUAGUGUAGAGUUGAAUGUCUUGGAAGUAAAAUGUCUUUGGAUUAAUAUAGUUUAUUUUUUAUUUUUUAAAAUUAAAAAUAUUUGUACCCAUUAGUUCUUUUGAUUGAA